CCGCGCCGUGGGUCUCGCGAGACCUCUGCAAUCGGGGACUUAGGAAGAGGUCGGGAGAAGUCAGGCGGCGGCAGCAGCAGUAGCAGCUCCUCCUCCUCCUCCUCCUCCUCGCUGCUGCUUUGCUUUGCCCCCCCCCCCACCGCUCCGCUCAGUGCAAGCUCUGCUCUCCUCAGGGGGACCCCUCGCGCCCACCUGUUAGGCUCCCUGACUUGGGGCUGUGCAGGAGGCCUCGGGGUUGCUUUUGCCCCGCGACCCGGCAGACGGCGGGAGGCAGAAAAGCCCCGCUUGGCCUGGCCUUCCCCUCCGGCCGCGGGGCGGGGUUGGGGUGUCGGCGGCGGCACGAGGCACCCGGGCCGGCCGUGGCCAGUUGUUGAGGCGGCCGCUGGGCGCGAGCGACCUCUUUACCCUCGGUGCAGGAAACCCCCUUUCUCCGAAGAGGGAGGAGCCAACGGUUCUGCUCGAGGGUCUCCACCCCCCCCUCCCGGCCGCGCUGGGUGGGGCGGGCUCGGGGUCGAGAUGACCCAAGAGCGGCCCAAGUUCUACCGGCAGGAGCUGAACAAGACGGUCUGGGAAGUGCCUGAGCGUUACCAGAACCUCUCUCCGGUGGGCUCCGGAGCUUACGGCUCCGUCUGCUCAGCCUUUGAUGCUAAAACUGGCCUGCGAGUGGCUGUGAAGAAAUUGUCCAGACCAUUUCAGUCCAUCAUUCAUGCCAAAAGGACCUACCGUGAACUACGUCUGCUUAAACAUAUGAAACAUGAAAAUGUUAUUGGUCUUCUAGAUGUGUUCACACCUGCAAAGUCACUAGAAGAAUUCAAUGAUGUAUACCUUGUAACCCAUCUUAUGGGAGCAGAUCUGAACAAUAUUGUGAAAUGUCAGAAACUCACAGAUGACCAUGUACAGUUUCUAAUCUAUCAAAUUCUUCGUGGUUUGAAGUAUAUCCAUUCAGCUGACAUAAUACACAGAGAUUUAAAACCUAGUAACCUAGCUGUGAAUGAGGACUGUGAGCUGAAGAUUCUGGAUUUUGGAUUGGCACGACACACAGAUGAUGAGAUGACGGGGUAUGUAGCAACUAGAUGGUACAGAGCUCCUGAGAUCAUGCUGAACUGGAUGCAUUACAAUCAAACAGUUGAUAUUUGGUCUGUUGGAUGCAUUAUGGCAGAACUGUUGACUGGAAGAACGCUAUUCCCUGGUACAGACCAUAUUAACCAGCUUCAGCAGAUAAUGCGUCUGACGGGGACACCCCCUGCAUAUCUCAUUAACAGGAUGCCCAGCCACGAGGCAAGAAACUACAUACAGUCUUUGUCUUACAUGCCGAAGAUGAAUUUUGAAAAUGUAUUUAUUGGUGCCAACCCCUUGGCUGUAGACUUGCUGGAGAAGAUGCUGGUGCUGGACACAGACAAACGAAUCACUGCUGCUGAAGCGUUGGCUCAUGCCUAUUUUACGCAGUAUCAUGACCCAGAUGAUGAGCCAGUGGCAGAUCCCUAUGAUCAAUCCUUUGAAAGCAGAGAACUUGACAUUGAAGAAUGGAAAAGCCUAACCUAUGAUGAAGUAGUUAGCUUUGUGCCACCACCGCUUGAUCAAGAGGAGAUGGAGUCUUGAGAAUCUAUUUCUCUCUUUGUCCUAUAUCACUGUGAGGGGAAGGCCUUUUUCAUAGGGAUUCUCCACAUAUCAUUCAAGUGCCUCUUGCCGUGAAGAUUCUCCUUGGUGGAAGGGUUUUGUGUAUAAUUCGUGUGUGUGUGUGUGUGUGUGUGUGUGUGUGUGUGUGUGUGUGUGUGUGUGUUGAAUGUGGGUGGGUGGGAGAGUAUUUAUACAGUAACUGUAUAAAUAAUGCUGCAUGUUCUCUUGUAUUUUUGUAUACAGCCUGGGACAUGCUUCUGAAGACCUGUUUGUUUGCUCUUUAGCCUUUACAGUUGGUAACCAGCUUUCAUCGCUUGUAUGGCAAGGCAGAUAUUAUGCAGGGAAGCUGAGAUUUCAAAUCCUCAGUAGCAAUUCUUGCCAUUAAAUGGCUUUCCUAUCAAGAAAAGGCUUAAGAUGAUGGAAGCUGAACUUUUACUUGAACUGUGCCCUCUGUUUUCUAAGAUAAAAGAGGGUGAGGGAUGUCUUUCCAUUCCAUGCCAUGCAGCUGCUUUACACCCAGAGCCUCUUCCCAGUAUUCUGUUCAGCAGGAAGGAUGGGCCUAUGAAUGACUGGCUAUCUGUUGGGAAUAUUUUGUCUGAACCAGUGUUAAAAAAAGUGUGUGCCUUAAAUGACUGAGGAGAAAUUGGAAUCUGGGUUAGUGUUCUCUUAACAGUGGGAUUCUGAGCUUGCUGCUUCCUAGGGUGUUGUGGGCCACAGAAUACCCAUGUAUUACUGGCUGCUUUGGCCAGGAUACAAAUCUACCAAAAAUAGGGUGCACCCCUCAUUUUUGGUAUCCUCUCUCUCUUCCCUGCCCAACUCUGAGCUGCCCAGCAGUAGCUCUGUCAUGCUGCCUGUUCGUUUUGUAUAUCUUCUUAAGACAGAGUGUUUUGCAUGUUGUAGCUGUGUGUGCAUGUAGGCUUCUUUGUGAUAUCUGGAGGAGGCACUGGGUUGGUAAUCAGCUAAUAAAUUACUGUAUUCACUACCAUGUUCAGAGCCAUAUAUAAUUGCAGCAUCCAUCUAUUCUUGUUCAACUCAUGGGUUGACAUUUUGGGCACUUUUUGGAUGAAAAGGGGCAAGUGAACAUGCACCUUUCUUGGAUCUUCCUUUUGUGGUUUUAAAAAUGAGUUCAUUUGUCAGUUUGUGUGUGCCUGAACACAAGAUUCAGUUCACUGUAUUCGUAUAUGAUAGAAAUCAAGUAAUGAUGAGAUUGCCCUAUUUAGGGACUAAGUUUGGGGGGGGGGGGCAUCACUUCAAGUAUUUUGUGUUCAUCAGGUAUUCUGGGUAUCUGAGGUCCUAUUUUUAAAGUAUUUUCUGAAAUUUAUAUAAUGCAGGUAUCAUGCAUGGAUUGUACGUCUGUCUCUGAAAGAGUGAAGCUUUGCAGUAUUUUUGUUUUUCCUAAUGGAUCUUCUGGGAUUUUAAUGUAUUUAUCCCUUUUGUACAGAAAAGCCGCCAAAAAAGAAAAAGAAAAAAGAUGGCAUGUGGAUAAUAAAGCCAUCAGUUCCUUCCUUUCUAGUGAUCUCCCUUCAGGUCAUACCCUCUGUAGAGAGGCUUCGGGUCUAGAGAGCAGUGCUGCUUCAAGCUUCUGGUUUGGAGGCCAUCUUAAGACCAAACAAAGCCAGCUCCCUCUGCUGAACCUGCAGUCUGGGUAUUCAGAUGGAAAUGUAGAUAUAUUCUGUAAAACAUAACAGGAAGAUUAUUUUUAUCAGUCAUUUUAUGUGUAGAUGCUACCGUGUGACUUUCAUGCAGAAAUUGUAUAAAAUGAAUUUAAAAACUUAUAGGUAUUUGUGUGAGUGGGAAUAUCUCAGAAGUUGAGAGUCUAUGUGGGAGCCCCUGUGGAGAGCACUCCCUGUCAUUUAGUGUGGUGCUGUUCUACUGCCUCAGCUCUGGACAGAAAGUACAUACAUUAAAAGAUCAUUUCUGCAAAUUUGUUUGUAUCCAGGAACUUUGCUCUAACUGGUUAUGCCAUAUAGGAUAUCACACAAUGCCACUGGUUUAAAAUAAACCUAUUUUUCAAACUUAA
Messenger RNA from Zootoca vivipara (common lizard), 3637 nucleotides. It is a transcript of the gene MAPK14, whose product is annotated as mitogen-activated protein kinase 14. Gene Ontology annotation, biological process: p38MAPK cascade; protein phosphorylation. Gene Ontology annotation, molecular function: ATP binding; MAP kinase activity. NCBI's taxonomy places the organism in Eukaryota, Metazoa, Chordata, Lepidosauria, Squamata, Lacertidae. The record is from RefSeq and is a predicted model, not a curated record.